GAGCGGCGGCAGCACUGUGGCCGCCGUACAGCUGAUCUGGCUAGUGCGUAGCAGGCGGCAGCCGCAGAUCAGGCCGCCGACACCGACAGCGUAGACGCGCUGGCCCCCGACGCGUCCUUCACCUUCGGUGUCCAUGGCGUCUUCGCAGAGCGGUUGGCCCGCGGGAGGGCCGGCACCGCACACCGAGGAAAAUGGGAACCACUUCGUGGAUCAGGUGAUUCCCGCGCUGGUCACCGACGGCGCCCUGGGCGAGGACGUGGCCGUCCUCAGCCAUGACAUCCGUCCCGUGGGUGGCUACGGCCAGGACCACUGGAUGUCGUGCACUCUUAAAGUGGCCCUGGAGCUCGACGACCGGAAGCUGAAGACGAGAAGGACCGUCCGCCUCGUGGCCAAGUACCAGGCCAACGACCCGGUGUGGCUGGACACCGCCGUGAGUUGCCGCAACGAGGACCACAUGUACAACCAGGUGGCGCCGUUCUUCCAGUCGCUGUGGGACGAGUCGAGCCACGGCGACCCCGAGCCCCUCGGCAUCUUCCCCAAGUGCUACAGGGCCUCGGCGGGCGGGGAGGGCGCCACCCCCCUGGUGGUCAUGGAGGACAUGUCGGCGGACGGCUUCCGGCUGGCCAGCUCGGCGACGGCCCUGGACGGCGCGCACGUGUUCCUGACGCUGCAGCGCCUGGGCAGGAUGCACGCCCUGUCCUACGGCGCCAAGGUCCUCAGAAAAAGCGACUUCCUGUCCCUGGCGCGCCAGCUGCAGGACGCCGAGUUCGGCGAGUCCAACCGCGCUUACCAGACGGGCUUCAUCGGCGGCACCACGGGUCCCGGGCUGCGACGGCUCGCGGCGCGCGGCGACCUCGACGCGGCCACCGUGGAGCAGCUCCGGCGCCGGCUGCGCGCCGGGCGCGACGACAUCCCGGACGGCGUGUUCAACGUGAUGCUGGAGGCGCGCAGCCCCGAGGAGCCGCUGGCUGUCAUCGCGCACGGCGACUUCAACCGCAACAACAUGAUGUUCAAGUACGACGAGGCGACGGGCAGGCCCGUCGACGUGCGCUUCUUCGACCUGCAGACCUGCAGGUACUGCUCCCCGGCCGUGGACCUGUCUGUGUUCCUGUUUCUCAACACGACGGCCUCGCAGCGCGCGGCGCACUGGGACGAUUUCUUCGUGUCGUAUUACGACGGCCUGACGACGGCCCUGCGGCGCCUUCUGUCCGGCAGCUCCACGGACCCCACGCUGUCGCCCACCAUGGAAAUGCCGAGUUUGGCGGCGAUUCGGGCCGACUUCGCGCGCCACGCUCUCUACGGCUUCGUCAUCUGCUCGUACUUCCUGCCCGUGAUGCAGGCGGGCCCGCAGGAGGGGUCGGAGGGGUCCACCGAGGAGAUGUACGCCGUGGUGAGGAGCAUCCCCGACAAAUUCGAAGCGGGCCAGACCAUGGCGAGCUUUCUCGAAUACUUGGGCGAGGACGGCGAGAACACCGUCGCCGACCUGCUGCUCGAGUUUGUAGACCGCGGCCUAGUUGGCCUGUAGCACAAGAACGUACGUUGUAUUGAUGGUCCCAGUCAUUAAGUUGAGGUUGAGGAUGUCCUGGUCUGAUCAUGUCAUGUCCUAUACUAUAACUCAACUUCUUGGAUUCACCACCCCGUGCAUCGCCAGUGGGUCUGACCUGUGAUAACCUGAAAGUGUAGGCAACCUCAAGUAAGAAAAUGAACACUUUCCACUCGGUACAUUAGCGUUGCACUCGCAUAAAAAUAUGACAUCUUUACAUAUCAAUGUACGAUGGAUAAAAGACAUAGUUAUUUAUUCAUCGUUUGGGACACCUAACCUGCUACGGAAAACGAACGUGAAUCAGAAUGUGUAGCCUAUGAAACGGAAAAGGAGGGAUGAUUUGAAUGAACGGUAGGAACAAGACAAGAAGACUGGCAGACUGAUAAUAUGUUCUUAUAUUUUAGAGCAAUUGAUUGAAUGAAAGCAAAAGCUGGCCGUGCUGCAUGCACUGUAAAUUUAAAACAAAAAUAAAGUUUGCAUCAAAAUGA
This is a messenger RNA of Frankliniella occidentalis (western flower thrips), 2031 nucleotides long. RefSeq lists its product as uncharacterized. Bases 134 to 1525 code for a protein of 463 amino acids. NCBI's taxonomy places the organism in Eukaryota, Metazoa, Arthropoda, Insecta, Thysanoptera, Thripidae. The record is from RefSeq and is a predicted model, not a curated record. The transcript has 7 exons.